Microsporum canis CBS 113480 is the source of this 765-nucleotide messenger RNA. RefSeq names its product pre-rRNA-processing protein PNO1. Gene Ontology annotation, cellular component: nucleolus. NCBI's taxonomy places the organism in Eukaryota, Fungi, Ascomycota, Eurotiomycetes, Onygenales, Arthrodermataceae. The transcript is spliced from 3 exons. The coding region runs from base 1 to 765 and encodes 254 amino acids. Gene Ontology annotation, molecular function: RNA binding. The record is from RefSeq and is a predicted model, not a curated record.
AUGCCAGCUCCUACCGCGCGCCUAGACAAGCAAGAAGAGAGCGAGCUCCCCGUUCAGAAGCAAGCCCAGAAUGAAGAAGAUAUCAUGAUAGACACGACUGGUGCUCAACCAGAAGAGCCCUUAGCACCACCGCCACAGGACCAGGGAGACAGUGAAAUGGCUAUUGACGAGGAAGGACGACUACGCUUCACCCCCAUCAAAUCAUCGGGCGACGCAUAUCGAGUUGAAACUCGCAAAGUACCGAUCCCCCCUCAUCGUCUGACGCCUCUCAAGGCCGAGUGGCCAAAGAUAUACCCUCCGCUAGUCGAGCAUCUGAAGCUCCAAGUACGCAUGAACAUGAAGAAUCGAGCGGUCGAGCUGCGUACUUCAAAGCACACGACCGACACGGGAGCACUACAAAAGGGUGAAGACUUUGUCAAGGCGUUCACUCUUGGGUUUGACGUUGAUGAUGCCAUUGCCCUGCUCCGACUGGACGACCUCUACAUUGAGACUUUUGAGAUUAAAGAUGUAAAGACACUGAACGGCGAGCAUCUGGGCAGAGCUAUUGGUCGAAUAGCGGGGAAAGAUGGAAAGACAAAGUUUGCUAUUGAAAAUGCUAGCAGGACUAGAGUUGUGCUCGCAGACCAGAAAAUACAUAUUCUAGGAGGAUUCAGAAAUAUCCAUGUUGCUAGGGAAGCAAUCGUUAGCUUGAUCCUGGGCAGCCCUCCGGGCAAGGUAUACGGAAACCUGCGUACUGUUGCGUCACGAAUGAAGGAACGAUUCUAA